This is a messenger RNA of Musa acuminata subsp. malaccensis (wild Malaysian banana), 2389 nucleotides long. RefSeq names its product anthranilate synthase alpha subunit 1, chloroplastic-like. NCBI's taxonomy places the organism in Eukaryota, Viridiplantae, Streptophyta, Magnoliopsida, Zingiberales, Musaceae. The record is from RefSeq and is a predicted model, not a curated record. Gene Ontology annotation, molecular function: anthranilate synthase activity. Gene Ontology annotation, biological process: L-tryptophan biosynthetic process.
CUUGCCCCUCUUCUUUACCUCGCUUGCCGUCUCCGCAGCCAGUCUACACUUGUGUCAUCUUCCUGACGCGUCUUUUUCGAUGGCAGCGUAAUGUUGUGACGAGGAACGAGGAAACAAGGAGGAAUUCUUUCGGAUGUGCGUCUCGUUCUCCAGGAGUCUGUUUCUUCUCUUUGGUUUUAGAUAUCUGUUGGAUCGUGUGACACGAGAUAUACUCUUGGGAUUGUCGGCGUUGGCUCGCUGUUUUCUUGGUUUGCUGCUGCUGUUCGUCAUUUCUUGCGGAGGUAACUAACAAUGGAAACCCUCGCGAUCCCAACCUGUGCUCCAGCCCGCGUCCAGCCGGCGAGCCUCUUCCGCUGCCGGCCGACCCCGGCGUUUCGCUCCCCUUACGCUGCCGCCGCCGCUUGGACUAGAAGGUACCGCUUGCGCCGCCUGUCCUCCUGCUCGAUUCCCUCUAUCAGAUGCUCCGCCGUCCCCCCUCCCUCUGUUUCCGCCACAGUUGGCAAUGAUGAGCCCUUUAAGUUCAUGGAGGCCGCCAAGAAGGGUAAUUUGGUGCCCCUCUACCAGUGCAUUUUCUCUGAUCACCUCACCCCUGUGCAAGCCUAUCGUUGUCUCGUGAAGGAGGAUGACCGCGAAGCUCCCAGCUUUCUUUUUGAGUCGGUGGAGCAAGGUCUCCGGGGGACUAAUGUCGGCCGAUACAGCGUGGUGGGAGCUCAGCCAGCCAUGGAGAUUGUUGCGAAGGAGAACACGGUCUCCAUCAUGGACCACGAGGAAGGGCGCAUGACAGAGGAGACUGUCGAGGACCCUAUGCAAAUUCCCCGGAGGAUCAUGGAGGGUUGGACCCCGCAGUUUAUCGAUGAACUUCCUGAUGCCUUCUGUGGUGGAUGGGUUGGGUAUUUUUCCUAUGAUACAGUGCGAUAUGUUGAGAAGAAAAAGCUUCCAUUCUCUAGUGCUCCUAAGGAUGACAGGAACUUACCAGAUGUCCACUUAGGACUCUACAAUGAUGUCAUAGUGUUUGACCACGUGGAAAAGAAAGCAUAUGUGAUUCAUUGGGUGCAAGUGGAUCGGUACUCCUCUGUUGAGAAAGCCUAUCAAGAUGGGAAGAACCAUUUGGAUAAUUUGCUGUCUAAGGUGCAGAAUGUCAAUGUGCCCAGGCUUUCUGCUGGAUCCGUAAAAAUGCAUACUCAGCAGUUUGGUACUACUUUAACAAAGUCAUCAAUGACAAGUGAAGAAUACAAGAAGGCAGUUUUGCAGGCAAAAGAACGUAUCUUUGCAGGUGAUAUUUUUCAGAUCGUCUUGAGCCAACGUUUUGAGCGGCGUACAUUUGCAGAUCCAUUUGAAGUUUACCGAGCACUAAGAAUUGUGAAUCCAAGCCCAUAUAUGGCAUAUUUACAAGCAAGGGGAUGUAUUCUUGUAGCAUCAAGCCCUGAAAUUCUUACUCGUGUAAAGAAGGGGACAAUCAUUAAUCGACCUCUUGCUGGGACAGUUAAAAGGGGAAGAAUGGAUGAGGAGGAUAAAUUGAAUGAACAACAGCUACUUAAUGAUGAAAAACAAUGUGCUGAGCACAUUAUGCUUGUAGAUUUGGGACGGAAUGAUGUUGGAAGGGUAUCAAAACCUGGAUCAGUAAAGGUGGAGAAACUUAUGAAUAUUGAGAGAUACUCGCAUGUGAUGCACAUCAGCUCCACAGUUACUGGAGAGUUGUUUGAUCAUCUCACUUGCUGGGAUGCUCUCCGUGCUGCUUUGCCUGUAGGAACAGUCAGCGGAGCUCCAAAGGUAAAAGCGAUGGAGUUAAUUGAUCAGCUGGAAGUCACAAGAAGGGGGCCGUACAGUGGCGGCUUUGGAGGGGUUUCAUUUACCGGCAACAUGGAUAUCGCGCUAGCCCUCCGUACCAUAGUCUUUCCAACUGGAAGCCGAUUCAACACCAUGUAUUCAUACAAGGACAUGGGCAGGCGCCAAGAAUGGGUUGCGCACCUUCAAGCUGGAGCCGGCAUUGUGGCGGACAGCAACCCCGAUGAUGAGCAGCGAGAAUGUGAGAACAAAGCUGCAGCUCUUGCUCGUGCCAUUGAUCUUGCCGAGUCUACAUUCGUUUCAAAGUCAUAGGCUUCACAGAGAAAGGCUCAUCACUCGGAAUGGCACCGGCUAUGCUUGUAAUCUCAUCCAAAAGAAUGGCCUAGUAUCACAGUUCUUUUUCCUUGUCAGAAGAUGGAAUCUCAAUAAACCAUCGAUCGGUUGCUGUUAAUGCUUUAUUUAUUGCAAACCAUUUGAAAGGCUGCUGAAGAAACCAUACUAUUCGACAAAUUCUAUUUGCAGAUAGAUGGUGAACAAUGGUAGCUGCAACUUGUAUGACUCUUGGAUUGUUGAUCUGUUUGGGUAAUUAAAGCCAUGUUGCAUA